This is a messenger RNA of Patiria miniata (bat star), 1287 nucleotides long. Its product is annotated as probable E3 SUMO-protein ligase RNF212. The coding region runs from base 184 to 1224 and encodes 346 amino acids. Gene Ontology annotation, biological process: protein sumoylation; homologous chromosome pairing at meiosis; reciprocal meiotic recombination. The transcript has 17 exons. The record is from RefSeq and is a predicted model, not a curated record. NCBI's taxonomy places the organism in Eukaryota, Metazoa, Echinodermata, Asteroidea, Valvatida, Asterinidae. Gene Ontology annotation, cellular component: synaptonemal complex. Gene Ontology annotation, molecular function: SUMO transferase activity.
AAAAACUUGCAACCAAUGGACGCCAGUGCAGUGGCAGUGCUGUAAUUCUGUCAUUCAGCGGUGAUUUUAAAAGUGUAAUUUUGUAUCAAAGGAUCUGUUUCGUGGACAGCUUGUGAAGAAGACUUUGUCACCUUUUGUCGGUGAUUAUAAUUCUUUUUCGGAGUCCAAGGCUAAGGGUUGACGAUGGCAGACUGGGUACAUUGUAACCAGUGUUUUCGUAAGCCAGGCAGUGAGCACACGUUCUACCUCACAAGCUGCGGCCACAUCUACUGUGAUGAUUGUGUCAAAGAGGGAACCAAAAAUCAGUGUCAUAUCUGUGGAGUUCCGUGUUCAACAAUAGAAUUAUCAUCUAAGAUGAAGCCGGAGGUGGAGAUUUUCUUUGAAGAUCCUCGUGAAAUUGCCAAGAAACAACACAGGCAGUUAUUACAGGUGAUGGACUUUCAGAAGAACCACAGACAGCGCUUUGAAGCUCAUAAGAAGGAACAGGAAGCAAAGACGCAGUCCCAGAUGGCGAUGACAAUGCGAAAUCUGCAAAAAGCCAUGGACUUGGAAAGGGAGGUGCGUCAUUUGCGAGAAGAGAAUUGCAAGCUGAGGCGGUUGAUGAGUGGAUCCCCAGGUCCAGGAGGUGCUGCUAAGGCCUACAGGCCAAGCACUCCCGGGCGAGUUUUGGCAAAUUCCAGCAUUCCACCAAAUAUGCGCAAUAUGGUUCAUCAGAAUUCGUCACAUUCAAUCAGCAGGUCCUCAUCACCUUAUGGCAGACCACAGCAUAUGCAGCAAAUGGACACAUGCAAGACAUCUCAGUCUCAGCAACCCAUGACUCCCACCAGAACUCCACCAGGUCCUGCCAGGCUGAGUAUCCGCACGCCGCCAGUCAACGGUAGGAUAGGAACGGUUGGCACCCCCACCCCGGGGCAUAUGACUCUCACCCCUUCUGGCACCUUGAUAAGGUCAGCCAAUACGCCGGGAGGAGUGGUUGACAUGGCAACAACAGGUCACACCUCACCAAUGAACAUCAGCCCUGCUUCUAAUAGGAGUUUUGUAAGUCUUAGCGGUAUCCGGUCUUCUCAACAUCGUGAUGGUUCUUCCCAGGGUAACAGGACGCCAGGAUUGAGCCAGUCUUCCCAGACUGAUCCUAGCAGGAGACCCAUCCAGCUCAACUACACUCCAACAAGGCCAGUGAUCUCUUCAACUCCGGGUAGCCAAUACCGACAAGGCAAAUCGUAGCCACCCUAGACUUGGCCUAGUCCUCCAACAGAGGAAAUGUUAGCCUUUGAGGUACACUUACUC